This is a messenger RNA of Bubalus bubalis (water buffalo), 3528 nucleotides long. RefSeq names its product F11 receptor (gene F11R). NCBI's taxonomy places the organism in Eukaryota, Metazoa, Chordata, Mammalia, Artiodactyla, Bovidae. The coding region runs from base 928 to 1824 and encodes 298 amino acids. Gene Ontology annotation, cellular component: bicellular tight junction. The transcript has 10 exons. Gene Ontology annotation, biological process: regulation of membrane permeability; establishment of endothelial intestinal barrier; intestinal absorption. The record is from RefSeq and is a predicted model, not a curated record.
AUAAAUAUUAACAGUAUCAACAUAGCCUAUAGAAAGAGGGUUCAGCAGGCACGCAGUUAUCUGCAGUGAGACGAUAAGUAAUACUGAAAUGCAUGCAGACCUCUGCUGACUGAUUAAACAUGUGUAAAGGACAUACCCACAGUCACUCACAGUGAUGUUUAUAGAGCGUCUGUAGGUCAGUUUCUAUUAUCUGGGUGUGUUUGGUGAUUCGAUUCUGCCCUUCCCACUACCGAACUGAGCGCUACAUUCCCCUCUUCCCUUUCCUCCUCUAGCGCGGCCUUGAAUCCUGCGAGUGGAGUGGGCAGAGGAACACACUUUGAGGGUCUUCUCUCCCGACCCUCACAUAUUAAUACACGUGGUUUUCACUUGACAAAGGACUUGACCAAGGUUUCUGCAGCUGCAACUUACAUUCCGAAUAAACAAACAGACCAUUACAACGAACAAACAAAAGCAGGCCUCUCUCUCUCGCGUCCCACAGACCAACCACCUUCCCGACCACAUCCUUUAAGGUGUUCCUCUGAUAAUCUUCCGGCUCCAGUUCAGAGCCUAGCCAGUCAUAAAGUCCCUACUUCAGGAACGCCGCCCAAUCAGAGAGUCCUCACCUGCAGAAGGUGAGGCCUGGGUCUCCGUACGCGACAGUCUCCUGGCCCAAUCAGGGGCGGAUUGGGCUUGGAAAGGCUCCAAUCCGCCUUACGGGGAGUAGUGGGCGGGGCUGCACCUGGCGACGGUGAAUCACUCAGAGGAGCGGCGGCUCCCUCCACCAAUCGGAAAGUGCAGAGGAGCGGCGCCGACCAAUCGGGCGUGAAGGGAAGGGCCGGGCUGGGCUCAACCUGGCGUCUGGAGUUUAGUCCCCGCGCUGCUGUGGGCGAAGCUGGUGUCUCUUUCUAGGGUCGCAGUGACUGCUGUCGCAUCGGGAUCUUGAUCGUGAUGGGUACAAAGGCGAAAGUCGGCAGUACAGAGUUGCUUCUCUUUACGUCGAUGAUCCUGUGCUCCCUGGCAUUGGGCAGGGGUGCGGUGCAAACCUAUGAACCGGUAGUCAGAGUUCCUGAGAAUAACCCUGCCAAGCUGUCCUGCUCCUACUCGGGCUUCUCCUCGCCGCGUGUGGAGUGGAAGUUUACCCAUGGUGAUAUCAGAGGUCUCGUUUGCUAUAACAACAAAAUCACAGCUUCCUAUGAGAACCGAGUGACCUUUUCGGAUACUGGCAUCACCUUCCAUUCUGUGACCCGGAAAGACACGGGGAUGUAUACUUGUAUGGUCUCUGAUGAGGGCGGCAAUACCUACGGGGAGGUCACUGUCCAGCUCAUCGUGCUCGUGCCUCCAUCCAAGCCUACAAUCAACGUCCCCUCCUCUGUUACCAUUGGAACCCGAGCUGUGCUGACCUGCUCAGAGAAAGAUGGCUCCCCGCCGUCUGAAUACAAGUGGUUCAAGGAUGGAGUAGAGAUGCCUCUGGAACCCAAGAGCAACCGUGCCUUCAGCAACUCUUCCUAUACCCUGAACCAGAAGACAGGGGAGUUGAUCUUUGAUCCCGUGUCGGCCUCUGACACUGGAGAUUUCACCUGUGUGGCACAGAAUGGCUAUGCGUCCCCCGUGAAGUCAGACACCGUGCACAUGGAUGCUGUGGAGCUCAAUGUUGGGGGCAUCGUGGCAGCUGUCCUUGUAACACUCAUUCUCCUGGGAGCCUUGAUUUUUGGCAUCUGGUUCGCCUAUAGCCGAGGCUACUUUGACAGAGCAAAGAAAGGGACCUCCAAUAAGAAGGUAAUUUACAGCCAGCCCAGUGCUCGAAGUGACGGGGAGUUCAGACAGACCUCGUCAUUCUUGGUGUGACCCUGGUCCGGCUUCUCUCCUGUCCUCAGUGCUUGCCUUACUCAGGUGCUACCAGACUCUGGCCCCUGAAGUCUGUAGUUUCACAGGAUGCCUUAUGUGUCUUCGAGCCCCCUCAGGGGCCCCCACUUUUAUCUUAGGUUGUGUUUUAUAAUAAUUUCAGCAAUGUGCACCUUCCUGCCUCCCUUCCUUUCCCACCACUACUGAGUGGCCUGGGACUUGUUUCAAACCUUCUUGUCUCAGCCCUACAAGGGAUCAGAGAGAAGUCCUGACUGAUGCCUGCUGACCACAAGUAGACCACAAGAGCAGUGGGGUACUCACUGCCCCCUGCAUGUAGUGGUUCUCAGAUAGGAAUCUGGAGUCUGGUUUCUUGACUCCUACCUGCCGUGCUGAGGCCUGGUGCAGCUGUUCUAGAGUGGGGGCUGGAGACUGGAGCAGCUGGAAUGGUUGUUUGGAAAUGGUGUCAAGUCUCUGCCACCUCUGCAGGCCACUUUCUUCUGUCUUCCAUGGGAAGUGCCACUGGGAUCCUCCUGCACCAUCUUCUUCCCGAACACAAUCAGACUGACAACUGUGUCUGUAGGGAAAACAAGACGCUGAUCUGCAGAAAAGAAAGCUGGAGUGGGUAGCUCAAGCUAUCACCCUUCUCUUGGUUGGAACAACUUGACCUGCCCUUUUAAGAUAUGUCUGCAGGGUUAUGGAAAUUUGUGUAGCAGUCAGUUCUGCUGAGCGUGUGAGAGUGUGUGUGUGUGUGUGUGUGGUCUUAGCCCUAUGUUGAAAUCUAAUGUUCCAGAGUCCUCUUGCGGUAGGAGGCGAGCACCUGGCUGAAGUGAUGCUGUGCUCCAGGUUCUACUUGAUCUGACUCACCCAGUGAAAGAAGACCACCCUCCCACCUCUGCCAACCUAGAUGCGCUAGUACACUUCCCAGAGGCUACAGGAAAAGCUGCUCCAGGGCCUGAGGCAGGAUUUCUCAAAUCCUUUGGAGAACCACUUCUUUACUAGUAGUUUAAAGUAGUACUACUACUUUAUUUAGAGGAUAGGCAUAAAUGAGAGCAGGAGUGAGUGGGGUAGGCACGCCGGGCCCUGCUUUCCUCAUCCCAUCUGGACCCUUCUUUGCCCUUGAAUCUGUUUCUCCCUUUACCCCAGUAGUCUAUUUAUUAACUAGCAAGAGGGCAAAUAAGGGAUCUUCUAGGAUUGAUUUUGCUAAUUUUGUGGAGGAGACUGAGCACCAUUUGACCAUAUUCUGUACCCUUAUCUGACUAACAGUUCCUCCCAGAACUGAGUUUUCUUUUCAUCCAGGGUCCAGAAGGAAAAACAAAAAACAAAUCAUAUUGUCACGCACCAAUAAAAAAUAAGCUUUCCAGAUGGAAAUAAAAUCUAAUUAAGCAAUGAAAGUAGAGAUUGUGAAACGGUUCAGUAAGAAUGAAAAUAUCAAAGUAUGUUUCAGCUUCCUGGUUGGGAGACAGGGUGGGAAGGAGUAAAGGGAGUAAAGGGCACAGGGAGGCAGAGGUGAAUCAUUGCUCUUGCAAGUCUGGAGCAAAUGGUUCCUCACUCCCUAAGUCACUUGAGGAGUAUGAGUCAGUAAUUACCAGCCUUGGAAUUUACUUCUCCAGCUAACAACAGCCCCUUUGAGUUGGAAAACACCUCAUCUGCUUUCAUUUUAGAAUGUUAAAACUAAUUUUUGUAAUAAAUGUUUAUUUUUCACAUUGA